This is a messenger RNA of Sorex araneus (European shrew), 2191 nucleotides long. RefSeq lists its product as uncharacterized. Bases 311 to 1303 code for a protein of 330 amino acids. NCBI's taxonomy places the organism in Eukaryota, Metazoa, Chordata, Mammalia, Eulipotyphla, Soricidae. The record is from RefSeq and is a predicted model, not a curated record. The transcript is spliced from 2 exons.
AAAACUGAAAUCAAAAAGGAGGAGGAGAAGGGAGGACUUUGGAGGGAAGUCAGGGAGACUGCCUGGAGGAGGUGUCCUGGGGCUCCUUCCAGAUCUGCUGUCAGCUGGUCUACUGGCUGUGUGACCAGAUAGCUGGACACUAGGUCUCUGGACUUCCUCCUGCCUGUGUCCCCAAGAGGUCCACAUCUCUGUAUCCUGCCGAAGGGCCAGAGAAAGGCUCUGUGAAUGGGGCCUGUGGGAUUUGUCCUGCCCCCAAGAGUGCAGCCUCCCCACUGAGGGAGACUUGGUGCACCAGCUUUGUCCCUCAUCUAUGCACACACACACAUACACGUACAUACAAAUUCACACACAUAUACACAUGCAUACACAUAUGCACAUGCACACAUACAUAGUUAUACACAUGUGUAAACAUGCACACACACUCAUACACACAUGUAUACACAUGUAUACACACACACACACACACAGCUCAAGUCUGGAUUUUGCAUCUCCUUUCCCAGGGGAUGGGAAAGCAGGUUCUGGGGGUGAUGGACUGCCCCACCUCUGUCUCACGUGCCAACCCACAGCUGGUUUGGAUUCCAGCUUCUGGGCUAAACGGUCUCCAGCUUACCCUUGGGGGUGUAGGGUCCUGGGUCCCCAGGUCUGUUGGGGCUCGGGUGACCCGAAAGCUCCAGGUGGGGCGCUAGUGAGCUCACUAGACUGCGGGGUGGCGGCCCUGCCGGUGUCCGCUGACACCAGCGUCAGUGCGGGAUGGAGCAACUGUCCCUCGGCCCACGAGCCCCCACCCUGCGUUGCCCACACCGCUGAACCAGAGAAGCCCACCUGGGCGCACACACGGGCCGGGUCUGACUCCCCAUCCGCAUCAAGGGAGCACCCACCCCUCCUCCCUGCCCCCACAUUAAGAGAACCGAAUAGAAAGGUCUGGGGCCAGCUGGGCACGCCCUGCGUGGAGCUGCUAGGGGGAGAGGGGGAGGAGGGCGCGCAGUGCCCAUCACGGCCACCAGGUGGCGCCCGGCACCGCUGCGCAUCCCUCCCCAGAGGUCUGCGUUUUGGGGGUGCCGGAGAGGGGCCCGACAGCCGCGCGAAGCCCACUCAGGCUCAUUCACGCGAAGUUCCUCUCACCUUCCUGAACACGGGGCCACUGUCGCAGACACACGCUCGUUCUACAAUACGGAGCUCCCCCGCCGCUCCCGGGGCCGGGGUGCAGGCCGACGCCGCAGGGAAAGGGAAUACCGUCGCUCGGGGCUCCUGCCCUCUAAGCCGCUCCCGGGGCAGGGCCGCGUGCCCAGGUCCAGCCGAGUGACCGACACCCCGGCAGGGAGGGACCCGGGAAGGCCGGGCCGCUGCAGUCUCUCCUGAGGGCAGAGAACCACCGCGAGGGGGCGCUGCCGAGCGCGGCAGGUGCGGCGGCCGCAGCACCUUAGCUCCGGGUGGGCGGGGCCGGCUGGAGGUGAGGCUGCAGGUGGAUUGGUGGGAGACUGGGACGUGCAGGGGAUGUCCAAGCCCCAGCCGCCCAGAGCUCAGCGCCCCCAGAGCUCAGUACCCCCACCCCAGAGCUCCUUGAGCCCGACCCCAGGUAAGAACAGCUGAGGCACCUGCAAGGCUGUUGCUCGGAAAGGUCCCUGGGAUGGUUGUCCCCGAAACUGUGGGAGAAGCUGGAACCACAAAUCUUCAUGGAGGGGCAGAAUCUCAUCCCAGAAGACCAGUGGGAUGGGAAAGGGAUGUUCUCAGCGCUGAAACCUCCUUGGGAGCUGGAGGUGAGCUAGUGGUCAGAUUCCUGCCUCCCCAGCCGCAGCCCCAGCCCCCCAAGCCCCAGGGCCCAGGGUGGGUGUGGACCAGCUGGGGGGCUGUUCCUUGGGACGGGAUCUCCCCCCAGUUGGGGAUUCCACUGAGGUUGGGGGGAACGCUGGGGUGUCCUUGCUGUUCUGCGGGCUUCCCUCUGCCCUGCAUGUCUUCAUGUGCCUGGGGGCGGGGGGACCCAAAGCCUCACGCAUGCGAGACAUCUGCUGCAUGAGCUGCCCGCCUGGAGAAGAAUCUUUUUACUGAAGUUUAUUUCUAAAAUAAAAGUUCUUUCUGGGACAACACCUUCAUUAUCCUCUUGCCAUACUUAUAACUUUAUUUGCAUCAUUCUCCAGCCUGCCUUUUAUGUAACAGAGCUGAGGGGGGCUCCAGAGGAUGGGGCAUCGUCCUC